AUGUUUCGUGGCCCACGAUGGCUCAAGUCGAUCUUUGCUCGCGCAGCACGCUCGAUGAAGCGCGUGCCCGCGUGGCACUUCACGCCGCUCGCCGGCACCAACCUCGUCAUUGGCGCAGUUCCGACAGCGGACGAGCAGUUGCGAGAGCUGCAGGACGACGGGGUGACCGCGGUGGUCACCAUGAACCAGGCCUGGGAGCCGCAGGCGCCGGGUGGCGUACAGGCCGCCUGCGGGCGUGUGGGCCUGGCGCACCUCCAGUUGCCGACGCCCGACUACUCGUCUCCGAGCCAGCGGGAUAUACGCAGGGCCGUCGACUUCAUCGGGGCGCACGUCGACGAGGGCGGAAAGGUGUACGUGCACUGCAACGCGGGCCGCGGCCGCAGCGCAGUGUGCGUCCUCGCCUACCUCAUGGCUUCCGGCGGCCUGAGCGCGAGAGAGGCGUACGAGCUCGUCGCCGCGCAGCGGCGUAUCACGAACCUACCAUCGCGGCUGCUCGGCUUCCGGCGGCCGCAGUGGAGGGCGCUGCGCAGGUACGAGGCCGCGCUGGCAAAGAGAGGGGCAGCGACGCGGAGGGAGGAGGAGGGAGGGAAGAGGCCACCGCCCGCGCACGCGUUUCGAGGAGCCGCUUGGGGCGGCGGGCCGCCGCAGUCUGUGCCCAUGCCGCUCCGCGCACUGCCGCCACUACCGCCGCUGCCACCGGGAGAUUGCGACGUGGAUUGCUGA
Molecule: messenger RNA, 723 nt
Organism: Emiliania huxleyi CCMP1516
Lineage: Eukaryota; Haptophyta; Isochrysidales; Noelaerhabdaceae
Product: mitochondrial protein-tyrosine phosphatase
Exons: 3
Coding region: 1-723 (240 amino acids)
Biological process (GO): protein dephosphorylation
Molecular function (GO): protein tyrosine/serine/threonine phosphatase activity
Source: RefSeq, a predicted model, not a curated record